Messenger RNA from Nematocida homosporus, 612 nucleotides. RefSeq lists its product as uncharacterized. The record is from RefSeq and is a predicted model, not a curated record. The transcript has a single exon. NCBI's taxonomy places the organism in Eukaryota, Fungi, Microsporidia. The coding region runs from base 1 to 612 and encodes 203 amino acids.
AUGAAGGAGCCGGUGCGGUUGAGUUUGAAGGACUUAUCGGUUAGUAGGUUGAAGGGGUUUGGGCGGUUCUUUAAACGGGAGUUUGAUGCUAUUUAUCAUAAGGAUGAAGUCUUGCGGGAACUUGGUUGGGUAAAUGGGGGUGGGAAGGAGUUGGUUAAAACUUGCUUGUACUUGGCUGAUCGACCGGAAAUUGUGGCUGAGUUGUUGCCUUACUUGUUUAAAGGACAUAUAUUUCCGGAUGGAUGUAAGUAUGUGAAAGAAGUAGUGAAGGUUUUGGCUCGGACGGGGACUAGGAUGUUUAUUUCGGAUGAAAGUGUCUUGGGGGAAAUGCGUGGGUUCUUUACGGCUUGUAAGGAAUCCUUGGAGUUGUUAUGGUUGGUGGAAGAUGGAUGUCGUACUUGUCCACGAGCAAUGGCUGGAUUGUUAAGUGAAGAGUACUUGGUAUAUAUAAGUGAGCAGUACCCGGCUCGGGCUUUGCAAGUCUUGGAGGCUUUAGAGAAUUCGGGAGUAGAAGUAGUGACUACUCGGGCUCGUGAAGUCUUACAUACGGCUGGCCUGAAGAAUGGGUGUACAGUUUACCGUAGUUCUGAUGGUUUAGGGUUCUUCUUUUAA